AUGUGGGAAUGCGAGUGGCAACUCAUAAUACAAUCAGAUAAUCAUCUCAAAGAAUUUGUAGAAACACUUGACAUCGUUACACCUCUCAACCCUCGCGAAGCAUUUUUUGGUGGUAGAACAAACGCCAUCAAACUUCAUCACAAAGUUGAAGAAAACGAACAAAUCCAUUACAGCGACAUGAUUUUGUUGUACCCGUGCGCAAAUUUGGGAUGCGAGUACCCCAUCGGUCACCCAGAAUUCAUCAACCAACCAAAGACCACAGACAUCAGCAGAUACUACGGAACAUGCGCGCAGCAACAGAUAAAACAGCAACCCACAAACAACAAAAGAAGUGAAACCUGCCCUCAUUCCAUUGAGGAACGGACCCUCACAGGUAUCUGGACCACCCUCGAACUUCAAAAGGCCAUUGAAAAGAAUUAUGUCAUCACCUAUGUGUACGAAGUAUGGCAUUUCAAGCAACGUUCAAAGAAACUCUUUCAAUCAUACAUAAAAACUUUUAUGAAGAUCAAACAGGAAGCUUCAGGAUGGCCUGCAGAAUGCGACACAGAACAAAACAAGAUGGACUAUCUUGAUGACUAUCGAAAACAUCAAGACAUUCAACUAGACUAUCAACGCAUCGAAAAGAACCCAGGUCGGCGAUCACUUGCCAAAUUAAUGCUGAAUUCUUUCUGGGGAAAAUUAGGACAAUGCCCCAACCAAACCCAAGUCACCACGUGCACAAAGCCAAGCAAAUUCUUCUAA
Pocillopora verrucosa is the source of this 741-nucleotide messenger RNA. RefSeq lists its product as uncharacterized. The record is from RefSeq and is a predicted model, not a curated record. Gene Ontology annotation, molecular function: DNA binding; DNA-directed DNA polymerase activity; nucleotide binding. Gene Ontology annotation, biological process: DNA replication. Lineage: Eukaryota; Metazoa; Cnidaria; Anthozoa; Scleractinia; Pocilloporidae.